Molecule: messenger RNA, 492 nt
Organism: Candidula unifasciata
Lineage: Eukaryota; Metazoa; Mollusca; Gastropoda; Stylommatophora; Geomitridae
Source: the annotation of a GenBank genome assembly
AUGGCUUCUAAAAGAAACAACAUUAUACCAAAUGGCCAUUUCCACAAGGAUUGGCAGCGCAUGGUCAAAACAUGGUUCAACCAGCCCCUGAGAAAGAAACGGAACCACGCAGCAUGUGCCAAGAAAGCUGCAGCGAUCGCAGCACAACCAGUUACCGGUCUCCUGAGGCCUAUUGUCAGAUGUCCUACCUUUAAGUACGACACCAAGAUCAGGUUUGGACGUGUCAACAAAAAAGUUGCACGCACCAUUGGCAUCUCUGUGGAUUACCACAGACGAAGCAUGUCUAUUGAGUCCCUCCAGCAGAACCUACAGCGAACGAAGGAGUACAAGACCAAGCUGAUUAUCUUCCCACCCAAGGAGGGCAAACCAGUGCUGCCACUAGAGAUCAGGUUCAAACCCGAGAAGGCGCGUUUACCUACUGAGGAUGAGCGUAACCACAACUCUUGUGUUGCCCUGCGACAAGCACGUAUCAACGCCAAGCUGGUUGUGUAA